CUCUCUCUCUCUUUACUCCCACGUGUUUACAGCUCGCGCGGUUUGUCCUGCCAAACUCCAGUGGACCCACUUCUCACCGUUCCACUCUUUGUCCAGAGACCCCGGAUCUCAGCAGCAUGUCCACUGAACUCGCUCUCCUGAGUGUGUCUGAUAAGACAGGGUUGCUGGACUUUGCGAAGCGGCUCGUGUCGGUCGGAUUGUCUCUGGUGGCCUCGGGCGGCACCGCUAAAGCUCUGCGAGAUGCCGGACUCACAGUGAGAGACGUGUCUGAGCUCACGGGUUUCCCCGAGAUGCUCGGCGGUCGCGUUAAAACCCUCCAUCCUGCUGUUCACGGAGGAAUCCUGGCCCGAAAAACUCCGUCUGACCAGGCUGACAUGGAGAAACUCGGCUUUAAUCUUGUGAGAGUGGUCGUAUGUAACCUGUAUCCUUUUGUGAAGACGGUUGCGUCCCCAAAUGUGACUGUAUCUGACGCAGUGGAGCAGAUUGACAUUGGUGGUGUUACUCUCCUCCGUGCUGCGGCGAAGAAUCACGCCCGAGUGACGGUGGUCUGCGACCCAGCUGACUACGAGCUGGUGGCCAAGGAGAUGGAGGGCUCGGGUGAGAGCGACACGUCCGCCGAGACACGCAAAACUCUUGCACUGAAGGCGUUCACACACACCGCGCAGUAUGACGACGCGAUUGCCGAUUAUUUCCGGCGCGAGUUCAGCAGCGGCGUUUCUCAGCUGUCGCUGCGUUACGGCAUGAACCCGCACCAGAGUCCUGCACAGAUUUACACGCUGAAGCCCGCGCUGCCGAUAAAGGUGCUGAACGGAGCUCCAGGCUUCAUUAAUCUGUGCGACGCUCUAAACGCAUGGCAGCUGGUUAAAGAGCUCAAGAGUGCGCUACUGAUGCCCGCAGCCGCGUCGUUUAAACACGUCAGUCCUGCUGGUGCGGCUGUGGGUGUGGUGCUUAGUGAAGACGAGGCUAAAGUGUGUAUGGUGCACGACAUGCUGAAAGAUCUCACACCACUUGCUACGGCUUAUGCACGUGCCAGAGGAGCAGACCGAAUGUCCUCGUUUGGAGAUUUCGUCGCUCUUUCGGACCCGUGCGACAUUCCUACUGCGAAGAUCAUCUCUAGAGAGGUUUCGGAUGGAAUUAUCUCUCCAGGUUACGACCCCGAGGCUCUGCGUAUUCUCAGCAAAAAGAAGAACGGGAACUAUUGCGUGCUUCAGAUGGAGCCCAGCUAUGAGCCGGAUGAACAGGAAGUCAGGAUUCUGUUCGGGUUGCACCUGAAGCAAAAGAGGAACAACGGUGUGGUCGACAAGCAGCUCUUCAGCAAUGUCGUUUCCAAUGGCACGCUGUCCGAGACGGCUGUGCGCGACCUGAUAGUAGCCAGCGUCGCUGUGAAGUACACGCAGUCCAACUCUGUGUGUUACGCCAAGGACGGCCAGGUGAUCGGCAUUGGUGCAGGUCAGCAAUCUCGGAUCCACUGCACCCGUCUGGCAGGUGACAAAGCCGACAACUGGUGGCUACGCCACCACCCCAGGGUUCUGGGCAUGAAGUUUCGUGCCAACGUAAAACGUGCGGAGAUCGCCAAUGCGAUCGACCAGUACAUCAGCAACACCAUUGGAGAGGGUCCUGACCUGGCUGUGUGGGAGGCCCUGUUUGAAGAGGUUCCCGAACCUCUGAGCGAGGGGGACAGGAAGCAGUGGCUCGGCUCUCUGCAGGCCGUCGCUCUCAGCUCUGACGCGUUCUUUCCUUUCAGAGACAACAUCGACCGUGCAAAACGGAGUGGGGUCGAAUACAUCGCCGCGCCAUCCGGUUCCACCGCUGAUGAGGUCGUCAUCAAAGCCUGCAACGAGCUGGGCAUCACUCUGGCGCACACCAACCUGCGUCUCUUCCACCACUGAACCACAUCGCAACAUCGUCCUGACUGCUGAGCCUGAGGGAAAGGACCAAGACCUCUUAGCACUUCUUUAGCACAUUCCAUUGUUUCACUGUAACUAAUAAAACCUUGUGCUGAAUCACAAUUUGCAUUAUAUUUAACACAAGGCAGAUCAUGUUUCAUAACACUACACCACACCUUCCUCACAUUCCAUCUAUUACACUGUCUGAGGCAGCUGAUGCACCUGGAACAGAAACCAUUAAAAAACUCAAUUGAAA
Messenger RNA from Silurus meridionalis, 2142 nucleotides. RefSeq names its product 5-aminoimidazole-4-carboxamide ribonucleotide formyltransferase/IMP cyclohydrolase (gene atic). The record is from RefSeq and is a predicted model, not a curated record. Gene Ontology annotation, molecular function: phosphoribosylaminoimidazolecarboxamide formyltransferase activity; IMP cyclohydrolase activity. The coding region runs from base 117 to 1889 and encodes 590 amino acids. Gene Ontology annotation, biological process: 'de novo' IMP biosynthetic process. NCBI's taxonomy places the organism in Eukaryota, Metazoa, Chordata, Actinopteri, Siluriformes, Siluridae. Gene Ontology annotation, cellular component: cytosol. The transcript is spliced from 15 exons.